Messenger RNA from Colossoma macropomum (tambaqui), 1735 nucleotides. RefSeq lists its product as uncharacterized. The record is from RefSeq and is a predicted model, not a curated record. The coding region runs from base 679 to 1410 and encodes 243 amino acids. NCBI's taxonomy places the organism in Eukaryota, Metazoa, Chordata, Actinopteri, Characiformes, Serrasalmidae. The transcript has 6 exons.
GCCUUCAAUUAAACCCUCUUCGAACGAAGAGGCAUUGGGCCACCAGCAAGCCAACAGUGAUGUGCUAUCCACUUACUGGAGAGCUGAACAGUGUGUUCACCAUUGCCAGUGAGUCAUGGUGUCCGCAUGAUUUAGAGCCAUUCUGGUCUGAAGUGGACUGUCUGUCUCAGUCCUUCCUCUUCAGCCACUUCCAUUUAAAUCACUGUGUUUCCUGCCUCCAAACUGCUGGAGUCACAGAGAGAAACGGAAAACAAAACAAGCCAGAAUUUUGAACAGAAGUCAUGCAGCUGAUCAUCGGUCACUGUGUCCUGAUCUUACUGAUCACUAUCUUCACUAUUGUGUCUGAAUCAGCUGUUCCUCCAGUGAAGGUGAAUCUUCAUGACUCUGCUACUCUGCCCUGCUCUGAGAGAUGCUCUGGUUUGGUCAGAUGGACUGUGUUCAGUAAACCCAGUGACACUCUGGCUGAGUGUGAUCAGACUUCAUGUAGAUCAGUGAAGGAGGGAUAUCAGAUGAUCCAUGAUCAGUACCUGAAGGGGAAUCUCUCUCUCACCAUCACUGACGCUGAUUUCACUAAGAGAGGCUGGUACACGUGUCAGUGUGAUGGUAAAGACGUCAGUGAUGUUCAUCUACAGAUUGAGCUGUCUGAAUCAGCUGAUCCUCCAGUGAAGGUGAAGCUUCAUGACUCUGCCUACUCUGUCCUGCUCUGAGAGAUGCUCUGGUUUGGUCAGAUGGACUGUGUUCCAUAAACGCAGUGACACUCUGGCUGCGUGUGAUCAGACUUCAUGUAGAUCAAUGAAGGAGGGAUAUCAGAUGAUCCAUGAUCAGUACCUGAAGGGGAAUCUCUCUCUCACCAUCACUGACGCUGAUUUCACUAAGAGAGGCUGGUACACGUGUGACUGUGAUGGGAAAGACGUCUGUGAUGUUCAGCUACAGAUUGAGCCCUUGAACACUACAGUUCAGACAGAGUCUGGUGAAUCUCUGAUGCUGAAGUUGGACAUAUCAGAUCCAGUGGAGGUGAUUUAUAACAGCACAGGUUCAGCUGGACCAUCCAGUGGUCAGAUCUGUACAGUGGAUGGACAAUCACUACAGUGUAAACCUGAAUACACACAGAGAGCAUCAGUAACAUCUGCCCUUCAGCUGAGAGCAGUGACUCCAUCUGACAGUGGGGUUUACACUGUACUGGCCAAAGGGAAUGAAGAGGUCAUUCACACCUACACAGUGACCGUCCAAGCUGUGCAGGACAGCGAGGUAUGGAAGAGGGCCUAUGAGAAGGGAAACAGUGACGGAUAUCAGAAGGGAGUGGGGAUCGGAGCACUGGCUGUAGGAAUUGCAGCUCUGAUUAUCAUGAUUGGAGUAUUCUUUCUUGGUGUGUUUACUGCGCCGCGGGUGCGUCCAUUUUCACCUCCUUAAAAUCAGCAUCAGUGAUUUAUCAUCAUAUCGGUCAGGUCCUAAUUUUCACUGUGACUCCUGUGAGUUUAUAAACUCCAGCUUUGUGCCUUUACUGUCCAACAUUCCAGCUGAUUCACUGUACCAAUGUCUAUAAAUGCACUGCAGCUACUUCGCUGUUUCUGAAAUGUUUUAAUUACAAACAAAUUACAAAUUAUAAACAGUAGUAAAUAUCACUACGGGUUGAAGUGACAAUUAAAUGCAAAUGAGGUGAUGACAAAAAAAAAAGACCAAGAGAAGAUGAGGUCCAACAUAAACCGUUAAACCAGUAUUUUGACUUAAAACACAU